Molecule: messenger RNA, 1819 nt
Organism: Diorhabda carinulata
Lineage: Eukaryota; Metazoa; Arthropoda; Insecta; Coleoptera; Chrysomelidae
Gene: ND-42
Product: NADH dehydrogenase [ubiquinone] 1 alpha subcomplex subunit 10, mitochondrial
Exons: 8
Coding region: 474-1694 (406 amino acids)
Biological process (GO): mitochondrial electron transport, NADH to ubiquinone
Cellular component (GO): cytoplasm
Source: RefSeq, a predicted model, not a curated record
CCAUUCUGUCUUCCUUAGUCGGAACAGCUUCCACUUAUAGAAACUGUCCAUAUAAAAGUAUUACUUAUAUGUUGAUAUCUAUGUACAAACAUUUCUAUAUCCAGUGUUUAAACUAUAAAAACUUAGCAAGAUCGCCGAUAUUCCUAAAAGAAGCCAAGGACUCACUUUUCACCUAUUUUUUGUACCAUCAGAACAUAUAUUAUUAUUGUCGUAAAAUCUUAUUAAUCGUAAUAAUAUUAGUUUGAAAAGCUAUUUUGUGCUAUAAAAUUAUUUCUGCAAGUUCUUAGAAGAGAUUCAAAUUUGUAAUUUAUCUCUGGGAAUUAUAUUGUUCCUAAAAAUUUUAGAUGUUUGUCAGUCCGUAAUGACAAGUGUCAAUAAGUCAAACUGAUAUUGACAAUUGACAAGUGUUUGAAGUUACAUAAAGUUAAUACAUCUGCAAUUUUUAAAAUUUGGAAUUAGUAUUUGUUCCAAAUAUGUCUACUUUUGUCAGAGUGGGCUGGAAUCGAUUUAAUCAAGGUGUAACUCGCAAUCUGAAUAAAUCCCGAAAUGUAACUUUAAUUAGAACAAUUACUAGUAAGUCCACAAGAAGCGGAGAAGACCACCCGACUAAGCCUGCACCUUGGCCCUAUCAAGAAAAGGGUUUCAACUUAUUUCAUUAUUUAUAUGACAAAACUACAUCUAGGUUUGAUGAGAACUCUAAGAUUAUUGUUGUUGAAGGUCUGCCCGCAACGGGCAAAUCAAAAUUUGCUAAAAAAAUAGCAGAAGAAUUUGAGAUGCUUUAUUUACCAGAAGCUAAUUUAGAUAUGACUUAUAUCAAUAGCUAUGGUUUUGAUUUAAGAAAGCUAGAUGUUCAGUUACCAGAUAGCUGCAAGAGUUGGGACGUUAUGGAUUUUUUAAGGAAUCCCAAUCACAGACAUACUCUAAGAUUUCAAAUUCAGCAAUAUAUUGUUAGACUAUCUCAAUACGUCGAUGCAUUAGCUCAUGUAUUCAGCACAGGUCAGGGCGUAGUUUUAGACCGAUGUGUCUAUUCCGAUUUUGUAUUUGCUGAAGCUAUGUAUAGCCAGUGUUAUAUAAAUAAAUUGGGUCGCAAAAAGUAUUAUGAAUUCCGUGAUUGCACUAUUGGUGAACUUCUACGACCACAUUUAGUAAUAUAUUUGGAUGUGCCGGUACCCAAAGUAAUAGAGAAUAUAAAGAAACGUGCAAUUAGUUAUGAGAAAGAUUCACCUGUUUUAACUACAAAGUAUUUGGAAGUUAUGGAAAAACAAUACAAACAAAAUUAUUUAAGAGAAAUUGGUAAACAUGCUGAGUUGUUAAUAUAUGAUUGGACUAAUGAAGGAGAUGUGGAAAUAGUGGUUGAAGACAUUGAAAGAAUAGAUUUCAAUAAAUAUGAUUCCCAAGACCCAAAUUUGAAAGAUUGGGUUUACAGAUUGGAAGAAGAAUGGGCAUUAUUGAGACAUAAAUAUGCUGAUAAGAAAGAUAAAAUUAUGAAUUAUUGUAAUAUCCCUUGUUUCGAAAUUCCGGAGUUAUGCGUAGAAGCUUCAGAAGCAGACACUUAUCAUAAAGUCAUGAGCGAGGCUCCAGGUGAAAAAUAUGAAAAAGGUUACAACGUUAAUGUAGGCGACGGGGGUCUUUUAUUUAAAAUCAAAAGUCCUCAUCGAGAAACUUUACCCUUAACCGAGAGAAGGAAAGUUUAAGGGAUUUCUUUGAUUGUACCUAUCACAAGCCUUUGCCAAGAAAUUGCAUCAUUAGAAUUUAACUCCAAUUGUUCAGGUUGUAAACAUUGUAUAAAAUAUAAAUAAAACAAAAGUACACCACUAAA